This is a messenger RNA of Pisolithus orientalis, 969 nucleotides long. Its product is annotated as carbon-nitrogen hydrolase. Gene Ontology annotation, cellular component: mitochondrion. The record is from RefSeq and is a predicted model, not a curated record. Gene Ontology annotation, biological process: L-glutamine metabolic process; oxaloacetate metabolic process. Gene Ontology annotation, molecular function: omega-amidase activity. The coding region runs from base 1 to 969 and encodes 322 amino acids. NCBI's taxonomy places the organism in Eukaryota, Fungi, Basidiomycota, Agaricomycetes, Boletales, Pisolithaceae. The transcript has 9 exons.
AUGUUCUUUAUGCGCCGUCUCAGUACUGCGGCGCCUGGCAUAUUCUUUCCAAACCCAUUCCAGAGAUAUCGAAUGUCGACCGCUCCCUCCUUCAAGCCGUUUAAACUAGCCCUGAUCCAACUUGGGGGUGUCGGACCAGACAAGUCGGCCAACCUAAAGCAUGCGCGUGAGAUGAUACUGAAGGCAGCGGAAGGAGACGGGUCUGCUGGUUCCAAGCCGUCGCUUGUCGUCCUGCCAGAAUGUUUCAAUUCGCCUUAUGGUCAUGCACAUUUCCCAACCUACGCGGAGACAAUUGGGUUCACCAAAGCAGAUGACAUCGAGGUCCAGACAUGUAAGAGUGAAAGCGUGAAGAUGCUUUCUUCUACUGCCAGGGAGGCUAAUGUCUGGUUGGUCGGAGGUGCACUGGUAGCAACACACCGCAAAGUCCAUCUGUUCGACAUCGAUAUUCCAGGGAAAAUAACGUUUAAAGAGAGCGAAACACUCACGGGCGGUUCUUCAUUGAACUUUUUUGAUACCGGUAAUCAUCCAAGCUUUCUUACCAAGUCCCUUGGGGCUAAUCGAGGACCAGAAUUUGCACGCAUUGGUCUCGGUAUAUGUUAUGAUGUCAGAUUUCCAGAGCUAGCUAUGAUAUCCGCACGAAAAGGAUGUCAUGUGCUUAUUUACCCCGGGGCUUUCAACCUGACCACGGGGCCACUUCACUGGAGCUUACUUCAACGUGCACGGGCGGUCGACAACCAAGUUUUCUUUGCCAUGUGCAGCCCGGCUCGUGAUAUGAAUGCAGGCUACCACGCCUGGGGACAUUCUAUGGUUGUGGAUCCCUUUGGCAAGAUACUAGCUGAAGCAGAAGUGGGCGAGAGCGUCGUCCAGGUAUCGAUUGACCCGACGGUAUUGUAUGAUGCGAGGGCAGGCAUUCCUGUAACUACACAGAGGCGUUUCGACGUGUACCCUGAUGUGAACAAUGCGCAAUAG